Papilio polytes (common Mormon) is the source of this 3975-nucleotide messenger RNA. RefSeq names its product apoptosis-stimulating of p53 protein 1 (gene ASPP). Bases 270 to 3974 code for a protein of 1234 amino acids. The record is from RefSeq and is a predicted model, not a curated record. Gene Ontology annotation, molecular function: p53 binding. Lineage: Eukaryota; Metazoa; Arthropoda; Insecta; Lepidoptera; Papilionidae. Gene Ontology annotation, cellular component: nucleus. The transcript has 15 exons. Gene Ontology annotation, biological process: regulation of apoptotic process.
GCACGGUUAAAGUGAAGUUUGUUUUUAUCGUUUUUUUACUUAACUUGUACAUGGCUGGAAUUAUUCUAAUUGAUUAUGUAUUAAAUUCAUUUUUUAAGUUGCUUUACUUAAAUAAGUUUUACUAAGCUUAAACUUUAAUGUUGAUUACUGGAUGCAUUGUUAUAUUGGAUUGGUCAGAUUUCCAGCCAUGUAAUAUUUAGUCCGUGUACAAUUAACACCAAAAAUGAAAGUGAUAAUAGCCUUAAGUAUGUCCAAAUGACCAUUUGAAAAUGUUAGCUUGUGUGUGUCAACCAAUGGAAACGGCUUUAUUGUUUAACGGAGGACCUCCUGUCAGUAUGGGCCCACUCGGCACCAAUGGUAAAUUACGUCAUCAUACGACCGAUGUCAUGAAGACCAUUCAACUAUUACCCAAGUCGAAACAUAGUUUCUGUACCAAUACAAAAGAUAAUUCUGUCGCCUUAACCACAGUACCAUCAUUCAUGGAUUCAUCGGGGAACCUACUUAAUCUAAGAAAGAUUGAACGCAAAACUAAAUCAACGAAAAUAUUAGUAAAUCCGGUUUGUUUAGAUAGCGUUAGUAGCAGUGAUGAUAGUCACAGAUCAAAGUCGGGAGUUACUAAAUGGAAUGGUAAAAAGAAACGAUUGAAGGCAAAAGAUAUUAAAAAGGAUGAAAACACACGAAACGAUUCGGAAAAAGAUGAGACUAAAAGUAAAGAUGAGACAAAGAAAGACAAAAAGACAAUAUCUUGUUUUAAAAUUAAAACAUCUGACGAUAAGUCACCAGACGACAAAACAGUGGAAUACUACGUAUCAAAAAAAGACAAUUGUGUUGUUAAUGUUAUUGAGCCAGAUGUUAUAAAUCAUACAAGAAAACAACCAAUAGAACAUAUCACUGCUGAUGAAAAGGCAAUAGUUACAACUAACCAGUUAGAUGUUAAAGCAAGUAGCGGUGAGGAAAUAAGCAAAGAGCUGGGGGAAGGGGUGGAGCUGACGCUGGGUGAACUGCGCGCGAUGGCGCUCCGACAGCAGCAGCAGAUCGACACGCAGCAUCAGCUGCUCUGCGCCAAGGAGCAGCGCCUGAGGUACCUCAAGCAACAGGAGGCACGGCAGCAUCAGGUUGCGGUGGAAGGCGAGCGACUGCGCAGGCUGCGGGAGCGCGUGGAAGCGCAGGAGCAGAAGCUGCGGCGACUGCGCGCGCUCCGAGGGCAGCUCGACCGCAACAAGCAGGCUAACAUCGCUCUCAACAGUGAUCUCGAGUCGAUCCGCGCGCUGUUCAAUGAGAAGGAGAAGGAGCUGUCGGUGGCGGUGGCCAAGGUGGAGGAGCUGACGCGGCAGCUGGAGGAGCUGAGGCGAGGGCGCGCGCAGCCGCCGCCGCCUGCCGCCCACGAGCUCGACAAGCUGCGACGAGAGCUUAUGUACCGCAACAAGCUGAAUGAGCAGCAGAACGGGCGGCUGUCGGCGCAGCGCGCGGCGCUGGGCGCGCGGCAGGAAGAGAUGCGCAGCAUUGACCGGCGCGUGGCGGAGCUGCAAGCGCGGCUGCUGCGGAAACGAGCUCUCAACCGACAGCUCGCCGCCGCGCACCGCCAGCCUCGACCGCCCCAGCAGCCGCAACACCAGAGAACGAAUAACCCAACGCCAAUGCAGCAGCUGCCGAGCUACCCGGCCGGGGCGGGAGGCGCGGGCGGCGCGGCCGGCCAACCAAAGAACCAGCCGGCGCGCGGCAACGUCGCCGCCGUCGAGCCCUACAACCAUGUGCCCCAUGCCCAGAGCCUUAGCCAUAAUAAUAAUUUCCAGGCUUUGAAGCAAAACGUGAUACAAAAUAACGUGCCAUUAAAACAGCUCACCCAGAGCGAUAACAUACAAAGUCACCUCACGCAGCAAGAAGCUCACUACUUACACCAAAAACAAAUGAUGAACCCUCUGUUCAACGGCGGCUACCCUCAUCCCGCGCCCGGACAGGAUAGUCAGUACCCGUCGCAAGCGCCGUUCCAGGAGAAACAUGAUGCUAACUUUGUCCAACAAGGCAUCGCCAACUACGAUCAGAAGCCGAUGUACGACCUCCUUUUGAAAUACCCAGAAUAUUCAAAACAACCACAAUACAGUCCGAACAGCACCAGUAGUUCAAAUAGCAACCAAACGGGGAAAGAAAUAAAAAUCAACGAACAAGAAUUUCCUCCAGAAUUUGCUGCGAGCAAAUCGGAUCCUAAAUACCAAACGUUACCUUACAACACUAAAUUUCCGCAAGGUAACGGGAAAGUAAAACCUGAAGUGAACGGCAAAGUGGUCGAUGUGCAAGAUGCUAAAAAUCAAAACGCAAAUAUUAAUCAUAUGACCGUCCAUUCCACACCUUUAUCGGUCAUCAACAAAAGCUUGGCCACGCCUCUAAGUCAAACGGAAACGACAUAUCAACAAGAACAUACAUAUCAAUUACAAAAAUCUGACUCUUCUAGUAGGUGUAACCAGGAAGGGAAGGAAAAUCAUGCAUAUCCACAAAACUCUAGGUUAAGUCAGAAUAGUCAAGGCAAUGAAGUUUCAAAAACGAAUUCAAAGAAUCAACAGAGCGUGAAAGGCAGUUCGCCGAUUUCGACCGUCGCCGGCAGUUCCAUAGGAUUCGGGAUCGUUAGGAACACGGCGUCAGGGCUCUCGGGAAGCUCGGCCGCGAACCUGAGCGGUCAGAGCGCGUCCUCGCAAAGCCUCUUGUUGUCGCCGCCGCAGAGCGCGAGCACGCCGCUCGCCACGCCCGACGUCAGCGGGGCCGACAAGUCCCCCAAGCCCGCGCUACCUCCCAAACCCACCAUCAAGACUCCACCGAGACAAUCGGUAAACAAUGACCAAGCUCCGGAGAAUAACAUUCAGUCGCACGGCCAAGAAUCAUCAAAUGACAGCGAGCCCGCGCUAAGCCAAAAGGAAUCAAGUAACGGUAGUAGCGGAAACGAAAUGAUUAUCAAAGCGCGUCCCCUCACCAUCAGGAAACCUCCGCUAAGCGAACAGCCCAAACUGAGAAACCUCAACAAUGCCAAGAAUGGGAUCAGCGUCAGUAUAAACCGACGUAUUGAAAUGCCACCAGCAUUCUUGUUCCCCGAAAUGGAUCAUUUAACAUUAGACACCAACGAAAUGCAGAACGGCGUAAAAGACAAGACGAAAAAGGAUGAGGUCGAUAGAUCUCUCAAUAACAACAUAUCGAUGAGUUCCAAUGAGAGACAAGAAGACAGCAAAGACAACGGUGUGUCGGACAUUGCGGAACAAAUAAGUUCCGUUGAUUUGAACGGUCAGGAUUCUCAGAGAGCUGAGAAUGUGCUGAGGCGGUCAAAGAAAGGCAACCUGAAGCAAGGCGGCAAGGCGCCGCUCGCCCGCCGCGUCAGCUUCGACCCGCUCGCUCUGCUCUUGGACGCCAGUCUGGAAGGAGAAUUAGAAUUGGUUAAGAAAACUGCAACACAGGUGCAAAAUGCAAGCGCUGCCAACGACGAAGGUAUCACUGCUCUCCACAACGCCAUCUGCGCGGGACAUUUCGAGAUAGUCAAGUUCCUGGUGGAGCUGGGCUGCGACGUGAACGCGCAGGACUCCGACGGCUGGACGCCGCUGCACUGCGCCGCCUCCUGCAACAACCUGCCCAUGGUGCGCUUCCUCGUCGAUAAUGGCGCUUGCAUAUUUGCAACAACUCUGUCAGAUCAUGAAACGGCGGCUGAGAAAUGUGAAGAGGACGAAGAGGGUUUCGACGGAUGUUCAGAAUAUCUGUACAGCGUGCAAGAGAAGCUGGGAAUAAUGAACAGCGGCGCGGUGUUCGCGGUGUUCUCGUACGGCGCGGCGCGCGGCGACGAGCUGUCGUUCGAGUGCGGCGCGCGCCUGCACGUGCUGCGCAAGGGCGACGACAGCGAGCGCGAGUGGUGGUGGUGCCGCGACGACGCCGCGCGCGAGGGCUACGUGCCGCGCAACCUGCUCGGGUUAUAUCCAAGAGUAACCAGCCAGCAGGAAUAAA